Messenger RNA from Toxotes jaculatrix (banded archerfish), 1026 nucleotides. Its product is annotated as ubiquitin thioesterase OTUB2-like. Gene Ontology annotation, biological process: protein K48-linked deubiquitination; negative regulation of double-strand break repair. Gene Ontology annotation, cellular component: nucleus. The transcript is spliced from 6 exons. NCBI's taxonomy places the organism in Eukaryota, Metazoa, Chordata, Actinopteri, Toxotidae. The coding region runs from base 130 to 819 and encodes 229 amino acids. The record is from RefSeq and is a predicted model, not a curated record. Gene Ontology annotation, molecular function: cysteine-type deubiquitinase activity; ubiquitin binding.
UGCAAACAUCCGGUUUUCAGAAAAUGGAAAUAAAAUUGCGGCGGUGUUUUGACACAGUUUUUUGACGCACGGAAUGUUGCUAAACUCUAAUUACGUGUUUUCUUUUCAUGGUUUCCGUGUUGUCGAAAUAUGAAGAUGGAGGCUGGCAGCCUGGUUUCCUGCAGAGAGGACAUUUCUUCGCUGUUUGCUGAGGAAAAGCCGGGUGCUAAACACAAAGAUUUAAGCAGCCAGUUUUCCUCUGUGAGAAAAGUGCGCGGGGAUGGAAACUGCUUCUACAGAGCCUUCUGCUUUGCACACAUGGAGUCAGUGCUGCAUAAUGCCAGGGCUUUACAGAGAUUCAAGGACAAAAUAAUUCAAAGCGGCAAAGUCUUGUCCUCUGCGGGAUUUGAUGAGAGCUCCUUCACGCACCACCUGAACACAGUUGUAAAUGUCGUGGAGCAGUGCCAGGCUGAUGAGCAGGAAGACACGCUGCUCAGGCUCUUCAAUGAGCAGACCAGCUCUGACAGUGUGGUGCAGUAUCUCAGGCUACUCACUUCAGCUCACUUGCAAAACAAUGCAGACUUCUUCUGCAACUUUGUGGAGGCACCCAAUCUACACGCCUACUGUCGUCAGGAAGUGGAGACUAUGGCGAUGGAAUGUGAUCACGUGGACAUCCUGGCUCUGUCGGAGGCCCUGGACAUUUGCAUACAUAUCGUCUCUAUGGAGGGUGAUGAACAGCAGCUGGCUCACCAUAUCAUUCCAGAGGGUGCUGAACCCUCUCUGCACCUCCUCUACCAAACAUCACAUUAUAACAUUCUCUAUGCACGACCCCAGCACUGACCAGUGAUGGACCACAACUCUGCUCAACUCAGGAAUAUUGACUUUGCUUGAAUUAAUCCCAACUGCGCUUUAAGACACUUGUGAAAACAGAUUUUUAUAAAAUCUUGCAGUAUACAGAGAUUCAGCAACAUCUGCAAAUACAGUUAUUCCACACUGUAGAAUAACUGAAUUUGACUGAACUGAAUAUUAAAAAUUACAUUUACAUGA